AAACAAAAGGAGCGAUGGAUCUUUUCCUUCGUUGCUGGCUGAUAAUUUGUCGUCCUGUGUGCGCGCCUGUUAAGUGUUUUUUUUACGCAUGAAACAACACUACAGGACACAAAAUGACGGAAGGCAGUGCUACAAGAAUGAAGAGAAAUGGGGCUAGGAUCUUCAAAAAUCCUCCGCAGCCUCACAUGUGUAUACGAGAUUUUAUACAGUUAUGUGUGUUAAACUUUGCUGAGAACAUGAGAUGUCUUCUCUUGAGUUGCCAACGUGCUUUUAUAAGACACACUUCCAAAGAAUAGAGUAUUCUCGAGCAACAACACUCUUUGCUCCAAAAUGGAAUAAUUCUAAUAUUCAACAAAUAAUAAAUGUUAAAACAUCGAACGAGGCAGUGAAUAGAGGGAACAACAGGACCUUGUUAUGUUAAUGUACUAUCCUGGGAUAGAAUCGCAAUGCCAUGUAGACCUUCCCAACCUGUGCCACUUUGGGGAGGUAUGAGAAUACCAUCUCCACGUACAAAAGCAGAAGCUGUGGUUUUUGCUGUAAUGGCUAAUCCAGAGGUGCUACGUAUUAACGGGAAGAAUGCAGAAGAUCCAGAAAAACGUUCGUCCCUAAUAGAACUCAUGCUGGAUUUCGUAGAGGCAAUGAACGUAGGAUUAAUAUUUUUGAGGCGGUACACGAUUUUAAAAGAUCGUGAUAUAACCGGUGAAUUGAAGGAGGUAUGGAAUGCGGUUCAGGCUCGGCGGGACCGAGAACAACCACCUCCUCAACAAGAGACUUGGAUUGACGCACAACCACCUGUACCACAGUAUCCUCAAUAUCAAGAUCAACAACAGCAAACCCAAAAGCAACAACAAGAUUAUACUUCACAGCAGCAACAACCACCACAAUAUCAUUCUAGUAUUGCAUAUGGUAGAGCAAUAAGUAGCGAUAAUAUGCAUUACGAUGGUUAUGGUUAUCAAUCGCAAAAGUCUGUCAUUCCACCGAACGAUCAGAUGUACCAAUCGAGCCAAAUAGUAUCCCAACAAUAUGGUAACGUAACGCGAAUAGCGCAAGAUCGUUACAAUUAUAGAGAACGUGGUAGAGACACUCUCGUACAGAAUAUUCCACAACAGAGUUGUCCAGCUUAUCCAGCGCCACAGUAUCAAUUUCAACAAUUACCUAGGCAAAUGAUGCCACAGUACGUAAACUCUAAUGUACAUCCAAACACUAAUUUAGGAUAUGGUCCACCAACGAACACCAGUGUCAAUCCAAAUAUGCCAGCUGCGUUUCAAUCGUAUAUAACUAAUCCGAUGUAUCAACAACGAAUGGACAAUACGAUACACGUCGAUAUUCGUAGAAUGCAACAGCAACAACAACAACAACAACAACAAAUACACAUAAAUCAUGCGCAACAAGUGCCUCAGUAUGAACCAGCGGGAGAUUGGCAGACCGUCAACGUAUUAAGACUGGGUAGACCGCACAUGGGCGUUAUUCAAAAGAACACCGUAAGUAAGAGACAAGUGAAUUCACCAACUCACAGCAAACAGGCCUCCUGCACGAAUUGCCAUAACAAAUCUACGACUGAGAACGUUACGAAACCGAAGAGUCCGGUUAAGGUAUUACAACGGGAAUUGUCAUCGUCAGGAGAUCGACAGGAUAAUACGAAUUAUUACGUGAUAACGGAUAAUAGUAAAACAAUGAGAAGGGAAAAGGUAUACACCGAGGAAAUAAGAAACUUGCGACCGACGAACGACGUUACCAGGGACAAUGAAGGAAAGAAAUUUAACGAAUGUUCUUCGAGCAUCGAAUCAAACGAUACGUCCAAAAAAUCUAACGACAGUUAUACCUCUUUAUCAACAUCGAAUACACGAAAAACAAUUAAUUCCAACGAAAACAAUCAGGAUAAUGGGAAACAACAACAGGAUACGAAGGACUUUGAUCUACCAACUGUUAGUCAAAUGAUAGCCGAUCAAAAUUUUAGUUCAAGAUGUCGAAUAAUAGUUGGAAGAAUUAAGCAUAAGGAUAACAACGUUGAUAACAACAGAACGAUAUGGCCUCGUUUUGCCUCCGAUCAAAAGAAUGAUAGUCCUAAACGAUCGCAAACAAACGUUAACAGUAUCAUUAAUCCAGGUAUGUCGAAUAACGAGGAGACAUCUUCGAUUAAGAAAAAGACUACCAAUGGUCAACAGCCGAAGGGCAAAAAUGCCAAAGCAUAUUGUGAAAACGAUGAUAUUCAACAGGGAUAUACGAUAUUAAAAAAAACCGAGACAAUUGUUCAAGAUGAUGUUAUUAACGAUAUUGCUCAAAUAUCUAUUCAAGACUGUAAAGACGGCACCGAGGUUAUCAGUCCUGUGCUAUCGUGAUAGCCUAGUUUUACAGCUAAUACGGAGUAUUAGCUUUGCAGCUUAUUACCAGCGAAUAAUAUAUAAUUAAAUAUGUACAUAAAUAGAAUAUUAUUCGAUGAUAUGAGAGAGAGGGGGGGAGAGAGAGAGGGAGAGAGAGAGAGAGAGAGAGAGAGAGGAAAAAUGGAGCAAAGCGAU
Vespa velutina is the source of this 2516-nucleotide messenger RNA. Its product is annotated as transcription activator MSS11. Bases 447 to 2339 code for a protein of 630 amino acids. The record is from RefSeq and is a predicted model, not a curated record. The transcript has 5 exons. Gene Ontology annotation, cellular component: cytoplasm. NCBI's taxonomy places the organism in Eukaryota, Metazoa, Arthropoda, Insecta, Hymenoptera, Vespidae.